Molecule: messenger RNA, 1524 nt
Organism: Glarea lozoyensis ATCC 20868
Lineage: Eukaryota; Fungi; Ascomycota; Leotiomycetes; Helotiales; Helotiaceae
Product: Cytochrome P450
Exons: 8
Coding region: 1-1524 (507 amino acids)
Molecular function (GO): oxidoreductase activity, acting on paired donors, with incorporation or reduction of molecular oxygen; monooxygenase activity; heme binding
Source: RefSeq, a predicted model, not a curated record
AUGGUUAUACUCGACAUAUCCUCAUUUACAUGGACACAAUGGGCAUGGGUUUUCGCAACUGUUCUAGCGUCCUAUCUUGCGAGCAGUUGCAUCUACCUCCUCUACUUUCACCCUGCAUCCAAGUUUCCUGGACCGAAACUCGCAGCGGUUUCCUAUGUCACGUAUUGUUCUCACUGGAUACGGGGACGGUAUCCAUGGUUUUUGGAGGAAAUGCUGCAUGAAUAUGGAGAUGCAGUGCGUAUAGGACCAAAUGAAGUCGCAUUUUUUACGCCACAAGCUGCAGAGGAUAUCUAUGGUGCCGCCAUCAAAGGUCAAGAACUGUUCCUGAAAACCGACUUGAUGAAUUUCGGUACUGGUGAUCUGGGCUACAUAUGGGAGAAUGAUCCUGUCAAACGCAAGGCAGCAGCGAAGAAAAUCUUGCCAGCGCUGAGUACGAAAGCGAUCCGAAACAUGGAGCCAACUAUUCACUUCUACCUCGACCUUUUCAUAUCCAAGAUGAAAGACCAUGGUACUAAUCCUGAAGGCUGUCUCAUGAGCGACUGGCUGCUUUGGUUAGCUACCGACAUGGCAGCAGAUCUAACAUACAACCGAGAGUUUCAUCAUAUGAGGGACGGCAAAGGUUCAGACUUCCUCGAGACACUUCGCGGUACCAGUUUUGUCGGGAUAUUAAUGCAGCUCUCAAAGAAAAUACCCAUGAUCAAACUCAUUACACCUUUCUUCAUCCCACUUAAGGUGUUACGAAAUGUUCCAGCAUCAUUCCGAGCAAACAGUGCAGAGGUAAAAUCGCGAAUUGAAAAACGGGGGAACACUGCACACCCAGAUUUCAUGGACUUCAUGAUUGCUCCAGAUGGGCCAUCUCCUAUGACCAAGAAGGAGCUCACCCAUAUUGAACAAGUGGCAUUACAGAUGUUUAUCGCGGGUUUUGAUCCCGUGCAGAUUACGUUUUAUGCUUUCAUUUUCCUUCUACUUAAAAAUCCUCAGGUAUGCACCACAUUAACGAAGGAGAUAAGAGACUCAUUCAAGAGCUAUGAGGAAAUAACUCCACAAGCCUUACUAAGUCUCAAGUAUCUGGCUGCUUUUAUCUCUGAAACCUUGCGAGUGUACUUACCAGCUUCUACUGGCAGCCCUCGUGUUAGUCCAGGUGCCAUUGUAGACGGAGUAUAUGUAGCCAAAGGGAUUGUCUGUCAACUCAGCACAUUCACAGCACAACGUCACGAGCGUUGGUUUCGUGACCCCUUAGAAUUCCAUCCCGAGCGCUGGCUGCCACAAGAACAUCCACUAUAUGACGAAAAGUAUGCCGACGACAAUCUCAAGGCUGCUUUUCCAUUUGGUCUUGGCCCACGACAGUGCCCUGGUAAAGAGAUUGCGUGGGUUCAAUGUAGAUUGUUCCUUGGAAAGCUGCUUUGGUCGUUCGAUCUAGAAGGAGUCUCCGGGCAUGAGAAGUAUUUCGAUAAAGACUUUAAAGCAUACCUUAUGUGGGAGCGUCCAGAGUUGUGGGUGCGGUUUUUGCCUGCCAGGGAUUGA